Stegostoma tigrinum is the source of this 2641-nucleotide messenger RNA. RefSeq names its product potassium voltage-gated channel subfamily A member 2-like. Lineage: Eukaryota; Metazoa; Chordata; Chondrichthyes; Orectolobiformes; Stegostomatidae. Gene Ontology annotation, cellular component: voltage-gated potassium channel complex; membrane. Gene Ontology annotation, biological process: potassium ion transmembrane transport; protein homooligomerization. The record is from RefSeq and is a predicted model, not a curated record. Gene Ontology annotation, molecular function: delayed rectifier potassium channel activity; protein binding. The transcript has a single exon. The coding region runs from base 157 to 1605 and encodes 482 amino acids.
GUCUUGCAUACAACCCCUACCCAACCCCCUCCUCCAAUCUCUCUCUCUAAAAAAAAUCCCCUUGCUGAGCUCCUGUCUCAGUGCUAGCGUGGAGAUCUGAAGCAGCAACAUGUGAGAAGAGAAGGCUCCCUCAGUUUGUGAGCAGCGGGAGAGACCAUGGAGAAAGCUCUGUGCCAUUAUCAGAAAAGCUACGAGCUCUGUCGGCAGGGCCAUAAUGAGUGCUGCGACAGGGUGGUUAUUAAUGUAUCUGGCCUCCGCUUCGAGACCCAGGUCAAGACCCUGCGCCAGUUCCCAGACACCCUGCUCGGGGACCCCCAGAGGCGGAUCCGCUACUUCGACCCCCUCCGCAAUGAGUACUUCUUCGAUAGGAACCGCCCCAGCUUCGAUGCGAUCUUGUACUAUUACCAGUCCGGGGGCAGGUUGAAAAGACCUAACAGUGUCUCCCUGGAGGUCUUCAUGGAGGAGCUAAGGUUUUACGAGUUGGGUGACGAGGCCAUGACCCGAUUCCGGGAGGAUGAGGGUUUCAUCAAAGAAGAGGAAAAACCAAUGCCCACCAAUGAGUUCCAGAGGCAGCUUUGGCUGCUCUUUGAAUACCCUGAAAGUUCUCCCCCUGCCAAGGUGGUGGCCAUUAUCUCAGUGUUGGUGAUUCUGAUCUCCAUUGUGGUCUUCUGCUUGGAGACCCUGCCCGAAUUCAGGGAUGAGCAGGACCCUACCUUGCCCAUUCACCCCCACCGGGGCAACAGCACCCACCUUGAGGACAUGGGCAACCCCUUCCACGACCCCUUCUUCGUGGUGGAGACCAUGUGCAUCUGCUGGUUCUCCUUCGAACUCUUCCUGAGGUUUAUCGUAUGUCCCAGCAAGGCGGGCUUCUUCAAGGACGUCAUGAACAUCAUCGACUUUGUGGCCAUCAUCCCUUACUUUGUGGCGCUGGGCACCGAGUUUGCCCGGCAGCGAGGGGUGGCACAGCCCGCCAUGUCGCUGGCCAUCCUCAGGGUCAUCCGUCUGGUCAGGGUCUUCCGAAUCUUCAAGCUGUCCCGGCACUCCAAGGGCCUGCAGAUCCUGGGCCAGACCCUGAAAGCCAGCAUGAGGGAGCUGGGCCUGCUCAUCUUCUUCCUGUUUAUCGGGGUCAUCCUGUUCUCCAGCGCCGUCUACUUCGCCGAAUCCGAGGACAAGAACACCAUCUUCACCAGCAUCCCCGAAUCCUUCUGGUGGGCCGUCGUCACUAUGACCACUGUCGGCUACGGGGAUAUGUACCCCAGCACCCUGGGAGGCAAGAUUGUGGGAUCCCUCUGUGCCAUCGCUGGGGUGCUCACCAUCUCCUUGCCGGUGCCUGUGAUUGUCUCCAAUUUCAGUUACUUCUACCAUCGGGAGAUCGAAAGUGAGGAUCAAACCCAGUAUUCCCAUGUGACGACCUGCCCUUACCUGCCCUCCACUCCGAAAACGCAGUCGGUGAUGGAGAAAAGCCAGGAGGUGGAAGACGAAUGUAUCGACAAUUUCUGUACGCCUCUACAGAACGACAUGUUGGAUGGAUUUUGCCCCACUGAUGGUGGGAUUCCAGAAACUACCAGCUCACCAAACAGGAAACCCUUGGUCACACAAGUUUGAACUCUGUUUCUCCCCCUCCCCCCACCCAACAAAGUUUCUGAAGUUGCCUUAACCAUGAAUGCAAACAAAGGAAAGGGGGAGAAAAAAUGGCAACACUUAAAAGCUACACUUAACUCCAGGGCUUGUUUGGUUUACGUCCACCCGUAGGUUUUGGUUGGGCACGGGGGUGUAGUUUUGGCGAUGGUCAGUUUAUCUGGACAACUGUAAGCUCAUGCUCAAAGAAAGAGAGAGAGAGAGAGAAACAGACAGAACAAGCCUGUAAAAAUUCACACGACACCAAGUCUGACUUGCUGGCUUGUGUUUUUUUUUGGGGAGGGUGAGGAAGAGCGGGCUAUCGGUGUCAGUAUUUCUCUUCAAGGUAGGAAGAUACUGUUCGGAUUGAGAAAUGGCAGCGAGCUCUCUGCACCUUCAGAUUGUAAACGGAAAUUGGUGACUUGUUUCUCCUAGCGGACCGUCCUAUUUAUUGUUAUUUUUUACCAAGCGUGCCAGGUUCAAAAUGCAUGGGUAUUUGUUAAUAUAUUUAUCCAGAAUAAACAAAAAAGGACUUGGCAGGUUGGUGCCUGUAGUGUUUAAAGCAUUGAUCUUAUAUGAGUGAAAAAAAUGUUUUGAAUAAAUUGAAAGCCUGUGUUGUGUAAUGGUAGAAAUUCCCAGCACUAUCCCAGUAUAACUGAAUUAGCUGAAGACACCUUUUUAACAAUUACAUAGAAACUAAGAAAAUAGGAGCAAGAGUAGGCCAUUCAGCCCUCAAGCCUACUCCAGUGUUUCAUACUGUCGUAGCUGAUCAGUUCCUGUUCCUACUUUCUCCCCAGAAUCUUUGGUCAGUUUAGCCCUAAGAACUGUAUCUAACUCCUUCUUGAAAUCAUUCAACCGCUUUCUGUGGCCGAGUAUUCCACAGGUUCACCAGUCUCUGGGUGAAGACAUUUCUCCACAUCUCAGUCCUAAACGGCCUACUCUGUAUCCUUAGACUGUGAGCCCUGUUUCUGGGGAACAUCUUUCCUGCAUUUACCCUGUCGGUUGAAUAUUGUUGAUUGAACCC